Saprolegnia parasitica CBS 223.65 is the source of this 908-nucleotide messenger RNA. RefSeq lists its product as hypothetical. The transcript is spliced from 3 exons. Bases 1 to 882 code for a protein of 293 amino acids. The record is from RefSeq and is a predicted model, not a curated record. Gene Ontology annotation, biological process: regulation of transcription by RNA polymerase II; positive regulation of DNA-templated transcription, elongation. NCBI's taxonomy places the organism in Eukaryota, Oomycota, Saprolegniomycetes, Saprolegniales, Saprolegniaceae. Gene Ontology annotation, molecular function: cyclin-dependent protein serine/threonine kinase activator activity. Gene Ontology annotation, cellular component: nucleus; cyclin/CDK positive transcription elongation factor complex.
AUGGCCGCCGAGAUCGAGUGGCUCUUCGAUGGUGCGAAGACGCCCGUGACGCCGUCGACGCAGCAAGGCUACGCCUGGCCGCUCGAGCAGCGGCUCCGUGAGUCCACGGCGCAGUUCGUGAUGGAUCUCACAGCCAAGAUGCACAUGCCCCGGGCGACGGCGACGACGGGCCUCGUGUACAUGAACCGCUUCUUCUGCGUGCACGCCUUCCAGGACCACGACCGGUUCCUCGUCGGCGCCAGCUGCGUGUACGUGGCGGCGAAAGCCACCGAGUGCGCCAUGAAGCUCACGGACUUUACCGAGCGCACGGUGAUUUUGCUGGACGACUGCCGCGACAAGUCGCAGAUGCCCCACGCCGCCGAGAUUGAGCACGUCAAAGCCAAGCUGCGCCAGUACGAGGUCAUUCUGCUCAACACGCUCUCGUACAACCUCAUCGUCGCCAACCCGUACCACCUCGUGCUCCUCAAACUGGAAAACGUCCAGGCGAUUCUCAACAUGCCACUGGAGGACGUUCGCGACAUGGCCUGGUGCUUCGCCACGGAUGCCAUCCGCGGUAUCCUCGGCAUGCAGUUCACCAUGGACGAAAUCGCGGCUGGCAGCGUCUACCUGUCUUACGUCUUCCACGAGAUUCCGUGGGACACGAUGACAACCGAUGGCCGCGAGCGCUGGUGGGCCGUCCUCGGUCUGCCUCAAGCCGACCUGGACUGCGUGAGCGCGGCGCUCAUCGGCCUGUACGCCGCCAUCAAGGAUCGCGCACCGCCGCCGUUCGGUCGCCUCGUGGCGCGCUAUCCAACGUCCAAAAGAUACUCUGCGCGAAGCACGCUCAAGCCUCCGAGCCGCCAGGAACCCAAGCAGAGCAGUCGACAGCAGACGACGCGGUAAAUUAAAAAAAUCAACCUGAUGCGCAG